This is a messenger RNA of Suillus bovinus, 2781 nucleotides long. RefSeq lists its product as uncharacterized. Gene Ontology annotation, biological process: cellular response to glucose starvation; protein catabolic process in the vacuole. Lineage: Eukaryota; Fungi; Basidiomycota; Agaricomycetes; Boletales; Suillaceae. Bases 1 to 2781 code for a protein of 926 amino acids. The record is from RefSeq and is a predicted model, not a curated record. The transcript is spliced from 2 exons.
AUGGCUAACUAUAUGACUGUCUUGCCCGGCUCUGUAACCACCGUACCUGAUGACACUGCUGUAUCGAACCUUCCCCGUGGUCAAGUCGAUUAUCUUUCCCAUGAAUGGCGAGAAGAAGAUGUAUGGCGCUCAUGGCGGAGCAUGACUCGCUUAAAGAACGAAAUUACAAAUGGAAUGAGGUUGGAGAACGCUUCCUGGCGCACGUGGUGGAAACAACGCAACAAGCUUAGCACUGUUAGCCCCGAGACCCUCAACUGGUUGAAAGAUUCUGAUGUUACGUGGCUAUACGGACCUCUUCACACGGCAGAUUACCCCGCCCCCACCCCCACCCCCAAACCUUCGCCGAACACUGCCGCUGCUCUCGAUCUCCCCAUACUCUCGUCAUCCCCGCCUACGACCAAGCCAAUUUUAAAGCACCGUUCUAUCAUGGAACUUCUAACUUCGGAUUUGCCUUCUUCACCGAUAUUUAGUCCUCCUGAAUCGGAAGAGGAUGAAAUACUUCAUAUGCAUUCUGAUUGUGAAGUCCCGAAACAUUUGUCGGGACUUGUUGUUGAAGGAAUGAUGAAGCGGCCACCUCUCACGCACACUAAGAGCGAUACGCAUAUUUCCCGCUGGGGUGACUGUAGGCGGGAUUCACCUCCGCGGAUCAUUGCAUCUGGAACUCCUGAGGUCCCCCCCGCCUCCAGGCAGGGGUCGUCUCCAGAUGCUGUGAUCGUGCCUGGCCAAAAGCGGAAACAUAUCAGCUUCAACACAUUUGUGGAACAAUGUAUCGCGAUCGAGAAGCCAAAGAAGAAGCGCACAACUUGGAAUGUUGAAUAUACUAAUUCCAAGACAGUGGGUUCAGACGAUGAUGGGUCAGUCUUUGCUUAUUUCCUUAUCGGUAUACACUUAUGGUUUUCCCGAUCAUCAAGAUAUGAUGAGGACUCCGAAGAUGGCAUCCUCGAUGAAACUGAUGAGCUUCUUUUUGGUGACGAAGACGAACGCCCUUGUCCUCGGUCUUCCCCACCACCCCAGAACACUUCUCCCUUCUCCUCUUCAACCUCGGAGGAGGAAGAUGAAGAUGAAGUCCUCGAGAUGCGCGUUAGGCAUGCUAACCCCAGUACCAUCCUACCUCCUCGAUCCUCCUCCCAUUCUUCCUCGUCCACCUCCUCCUCUUCCUCACGGUCACGCCCACCCAAACACCGCUCCGCAUCUUACUCAAUCCAUCAUAGACGAACCACUGCCAGCCCUCUCAUGCGCACACCCAGUUCAGAGAAGGAGCUGGUCACUAUCGCCCUCAUUGCACCAACUAUCUUGAAGACUAGAGCGGAAGAGGACGAGCACUACCCAUACGCCCGCUCCCAUGCUUAUCCUCAUCCACCAUCAAGUGGCAAGUGGUAUGCCUACGGCUCCCAGGAAUCACCCGUGGAGCUUGUCUAUGUACCCCCAAGCUAUAUUUGUGCAGACAUUGACAAUGUAAAUGGCGACGGGGUGGUCGACGACAUGUUGGCCGAGCCAUAUCAUAAAAGCUUAAAGCCAACACAGUUUUUCGAUGGCCCUAUCAUCGCGUCUCCCACUCCAGACGAGGAUGUGCCAAUGAAGGAGGUUGAUACUCGCGCAUACUUUGAGCAGCAUGAACGAGUUGAGCCUGAGCUUGAAGGUCCAGAGAGAGGGUUCCGCUCCUCCAACGGUGGCGCACGCAACGUUACUACUGCGCGGAACUUUGGGCGACCUGAAGUCGUCGUGAGCUCUGAGGAUACCUCUGGAGAACGCUCAUCGCGUUCCGACUCAAGAUCUCGUUCUAGAUCAAGGUCUCGUUCCAGGUCUCGGACACCAUCACCUUCGUUGGCAUCCAUACAGAUGCCGCCACAAAGUACAGCAGUCCCUGUACCCAGGUCUAGCUCGUUUUCGUCCCCAUCUGGAUUACUUCAGCCACCUGAAGCUCCUCGUGGCCGCUCUGCGUCAUCAUCGACAUUGUCUUCACAGGCCGAGGGGCAGCAGACACGAGGACGGAGUAUCACACGGACAUCUUCAUUCUCAGAUCGUGACAGUGAGAGUACGGAAAGCUUCGGGAGCCUCAGCCCUGACGGUGGAUUUGGACUGGCAAUCGGAAUUGGCAGUUCUUACGCAGGUGGCCGAGAUCGGGACGCGCGCAGCGAUCGCCAAAGGGAGGGAAUCGUACGCAUUGCGGAGCGAGGUCGGGAUCGUGUUGGGCGUCGAACAAAUUCGAAUUCAGGGUCAGGUUCAAGUUUGAGCCCAGAGGAUCCACGACCUACUGUGAUUACAGCACCACCACCAGAAUCACCGAAGAAGAAGUUCACGUCUGCGUCAUCCUCGUCUUCUGAUUCUUCAACGGUAUCAGGUGUUUCAGUGUCAACUAUGCGCCCGCCACCUCGGCUUAUGUUGGACACGGAACCUAGUACGCAGACUGAUCUAAUGCAAGCUGUUCCUGCCUCUGCCUCCUCUGUAUCAUCCUCGUCUACGGUCAUACCCUUUGCACCUAAUCAAACGCAGACAAUCCAGGAAGAGCAGGAGUGCAUUUCGCGACAACCUACGCCUGCCAACUCACCUACACUGAGUAUGCGCCCGGCCUUUCCCUCCUCGAAAUCCUAUUCCACUGCGAGCUCGUCACGGCAUGAUCGUAAGCCGUCGGCUGGUACGUCGAGAAGUCCUACAAGAGCCGACGAUCGACAACAGGGUGGUACACUCGUUGGGCGCGCUGUUGAGAUCAUGUCAAACGCAGGUGCCUUCCUAAAUUUGUUCUGGCAUAGUGGAACACAAGCGAGUGUUGCCACACCGUGA